CUCGCCUGGGCGCUCCUUGUCCUCCUCGCUGCUCUGCUCCACGCCGCCUCCCCGGCGGCACCAGAGAAGGAAGUGCCAAACAGACCUUUGAGAGCACGCUUCCGACCCUCAUCACCUGACAGGUCACUAGUUCGAUGGCGGUCAUCCCAUCCAUCCGGCUCAAGGAGUCCACGUAGAUAUCCAGGUUUCCUCUUGGGAUAUGGGGAAAGCAGCAGGAAGAUGAGUUACAAACCGCUGCCAAAAGAAGAAAGAAGCCAUGAGAUUAAAAAAUCAGCAUCUGAAUCGGUGCAUGUGGUUUCACUGCAGUCAAGGCAUUCCCAGGGACAGAGUCAACCUGUGCAUCGGGCCGCAUUAACCAAGAGGAAAGUCAUAGAGGAGGAUGAACUGGAGGAGACAAAAGACAUCACUGUUCGCGUUAUGUCCUCUCAGUCAGUGCUUGUUACUUGGACAGAUCCCAUCUCUGAGAAACAGAAGACUGUCCCUCCUAGGCAGUACACUGUCCGUUAUAGGGAGAAAGGGGAAUCGGCAAGGUGGGAUUACAGACAAGUAUCCAACAGACGAGUAUUGGUGGAUAAACUGAUUCCAGACACCAUGUAUGAAUUCGCAGUUCGAAUCUCACAGGGAGAAAAGGAAGGCAAAUGGAGUGCCUCAGUAUACCAAAGAACCCCAGAAGCUGCUCCUACCAAUGCACCAGAAAACCUGAAUGUCUGGCCGAUAAAAGGCAAAACCCCAACUGUUGCUGCCACUUGGGAUGCUCUUUCAGAGAGUGAAGGAAGAGUGAAAGAAUACAUUCUUUCAUACGCCCCCGCUCUCAAGCCCUUCGGAGCAAAGUCCAUUUCCUACUCGGGAGACACGACGUCCGCCAUGGUGGAUGGCCUGCAGCCUGGCGAGCGCUAUAUUUUCAAAAUUCGUGCAGCAAACAGGAGGGGCCAAGGGCCUCAGUCUAAAGCCUUCAGUGUUGUCCUGCCAGCAACCAAUACAGAUGAAUCAAAGGUUGAUCAACAAACAAGUAUUGAAGAGGAUUUGGAACCUAAAACAUCUGGAAAAACUGUGCCUUCUUCUGUGUCUCAAAGUCUUUCACCAUCCUCUUCCUCUAAGCAUACUUCUGUUCAUCCAUCCAGUUUCCCUAGUGGCAGAGAUUCAAACAAUCCUGUUUCUGAUAUCAAGAAUAAACUACUAACUGGUAGUAGAGCUCUCCCCAAACCCAACCUAUCUUCUAGAAAGGGAGCAGAACUGAAAGCAGAUUCUCAUUCCACAAUAGACACUGUUGGCCAUAGUUCCUCCAGAGAGACACCAACAGUACAGCCAAAAACUCAGGAUGUUAAGAGCAGUGCUAAAUCCCACUCCCCUAUGAAACCAUCACACACUGUCAGUUCUUCAGGUAAAACACCUCUUAGGACACGCACACCAGUAAGGACAGGGCAAACAACCACUGAAAAGCAUAGGCCAUUACUCUCUUCCUCCUCCUCCUCUUCCUCCUCCUCCUCUUCCUCCUCCCACUCUUCAUCAUCUUCCAUUGGUAAAAAUACAGAAAAUGAAACAAAGAAUCUAAGACAGGACAAGUCUGACCUUCCUUCUUCCUCUGAAGACAGUUUAGAUAUUCUGCCUGUUGAUAAUGAAAGUAAUGAUCAAGUUGAUAGUGUGGAGGAAAAGCCAAUAGUGUUCUCUAAAACGCCAGAAGACCGUCGUUCAAUGUUACAUUCAAAUCAGCAGCCUUCUGCAUCUCGGAAGGUAGUUCAGAGUUCUCCCAACAAAUUGCUCACCUCUUCUGUAUCAGUUAAGUCUCCUAUGUCAUCUGCAGCUACAAAUUCUCAUAGUCAUUCACACCAUCCCUCUUAUAAACUAGUUCCCUCUGAUACUAGUGAUACUCUUGAUACUCACAAGAGUAGAGAAACAGAAAGAAGAGAACAAAAGCCAAGGUCCAGGCCUUCUCCUCCUCAGGGUGGUUCAUCUCCAUCUGUGCAAACAAGGCCUCUCUUGCAUUCCAAUCGCCAAGCGUUACGAGAUCCAAGAAUAGCCACCUCCGCUGUUUCUGCUGCUGCUACCCAUACUUUACCUCAUUCGCAUGGUUCACCUUCUGCUAAACGUAAGCCUGAUGGAAGAGCUGAUGCUGAUGAUAAUGACAGUGAAAACAGUGAAAGAGAAGAUGAAGAGAACAGACGAGAGUCACCAUCCUCUAGAUCCAAUUCUAGGUCCUCUUCAGGUCAGACUGUAUCGGAACGCUUUGAUUUGUUCAAAUAUAGAUCAGCUCUUACUACAAACAGAUUUGCAAACAAAGCCGGUAAUGUUCAUGAUGUGAGGAUGCAACCUCGUUUAACACCAGAGGAUGAAGAUGAAAGUCCUCUACCAUCAACUCGUCCCCAUGGUUAUUCACCAUCCUUUUCCAACCAAUCAGUGGACUAUUCUCGAAGAAGGAGUCCUCUGGCUGAAUCUAAGACUCAUCACAGAGCUCUGCCCACUGACAAAUAUAAUCCCACAAAAAGCUAUAGUAGAGAAAGCGAAUCUACAGGUACAGAUUCCUCACUUAAACACUCUGAUGCACAGCCUUCAGUAUCUGGCCAAUCUCCUUCAUUAACUGGGCACAUAAACCAUCAUCCUAGUGUUUCUCAUCGGUUAACAAAUGGUCAGAGUUCAAGGUCAAGGGGCUCAUCCCCGUCUACUGACUCUGUAUCAAGGACAACUGUGGAAAAAUCAUCUCCUCUACAGUCUCCUGCUUCUAGAUAUCAGCCUGUUGAUAUUGAGAGCAAAGAUACAUCCAAGUCAAAACAAACUUUACCUUUGUCUAAAAAAACAUUAAUAGGAAGUUCUCAUGCAUUAUCUCGUAAAACUGUCCAUCCAGAGACCAGCCAUUCCUCAAAAUAUACUGGGUCAAAGACAAUUACUUCUAGUGAAGAUACAUCUGAUGCAUAUAAAUUGCCUGCAUCAUCCCAUCAAUCCAAAUAUGUUCAGCCAACAUCUAUCUCUCCAAAAGACAUAGUCAAAGAACAUCAAUAUAGCAGAGAAACUUCUUUAUCUUCAAAGUCAUCCUCAACUUCUCUGAGGCAAACUCAUCCUUCAGUGCCCCGUUAUCCAUCUGGGUCCAGGGUCCCUAUUAGGAAAGCUUCCCGGGCAGACAAAAAAUAUGGACUCGUCCAGCCAACUCCAACAAAAGUUGAACUUGCUCCAAAAACAUCUUCCUCUAAAACGCGUCAGUCACUUUCAAGCAGUAAUGAUGAUGAUGACUAUGAAGACUAUGAUCUGCUGGAAACAGAGGAAACUCCCACAUUGUCUUCGGCAGCAAGGCGGCCAUCUACCUCAAUUUCUGUAGGCAAUAAAAAACUAAAUAAUAAUGUUGCUAAGGAUAAGAGUCCUGUUUUGCCUCACAAAACAAAAUAUUUUGAUGAGGAAGAAUUCAAGCAAGAGGAGGAGGAACACCCCACUUCCAAAACCUCAAAUGCUGCACCAUUGAGUAGAUCUACAUCUUUAACAUCCAGGUCUUCCCAGUCUCCUAACAAACUUAAUUCCUUGCCUAAAGUCAACAGGGCUUUUUCACGCUCUUCUGGAUCUACUUCUGUAUCUUCUCAGGUUCAUCCCACUCAUUCUGCUCCUCCAACACAUUCUUCAGCCCCUCCCUCAGUGUCCCCAAAUCAACGAAAACAACAUUCAAGAUUAUUAAACCCUUCCCAACGACAGCAUCUUAGGCUUCCUCACAGACAAGGUAAUGGUGGCCGACCCAAUUUAACAACAAAACCAGAUCUAAAUAAUAAAAUAGCUCCCGGUAAUAAUGGAAAACGAAAUGGACAGAAAAUAAUAAAUGGUCCACAAGGAAUAAAGUGGAUUGUAGAUCUUGACCGAGGACUGGUGCUGAAUGUUGAAGGAAGGCACCUCCAAGAUUCACAAGGAAAGCCUCUCAGAGUAAAAUUAGGAGGAGAUGGCCGUACUGUUGUUGAUUCUAAAGGAGCUCCAAUUAUAAGUCCAGAUGGUUUGCCUUUGUUCGGACAUGGAAGAUUUAGCAAGCCCGUAGCAAAUGCACAAGAUAAACCAAUCAUAAGUCUUGGAGGAAAGCCAUUAAUAGGCCUUGAAAUGGUUAAAAAAUCAACCAUUCCUCCCACAACUACUACUACUACUACCACUACUACUACUGCCACUACUACUACUACUCCUGAACCAACAACUACUGAGCCACCAACUGAGAAGCCACUGCCUACCUGUCCCCCUGGCACCUAUGCAGAGUACAAUGAAGAGGGAAAUCUUGUAUUAGGCCUUGAUGGUCUGCCUGAAUGCAAUUCCGAAGGUACAUUCUCAGGGCUUGAUGCAGAUGUGGCAGGAACUACAGAAUCCUAUGUGAUAUAUGAUGAAGAUUAUGAAUUUUUUGACACCACUUUGUCUCCUACUACCACCACUACUACGAUAGCGACCACCACAGAAGCAUUGACUGAAACCACUUUUCCAGAGUUCAGUAUUGGGGGUUCAGAUCCUCUGUCAGAAUACGAUGCUGCUGGAAGGAAACGGUUUAUUGCUCCUUAUGUGACUUAUCUAAACAAAGACCCGGCAGCUCCAUGCUCGUUGACAGAGGCACUAGAACACUUCCAAGUCGAAAGCCUGGAUGAAAUCAUCCCUACCGACCUAAAAAACACAGCAAUGCGUCCUCAGAAGGCCCCUCACAACAUCACCAUAGUGGCUGUGGAAGGCUGCCAUUCCUUUGUGAUUAUUGACUGGGCUAAACCUGCACGUGGGGAUCUGGUCACAGGCUAUUUAGUUUACAGUGCAUCUUACGAUGAUUUCAUCAGGAACAAAUGGUCCACCAAGACUGCAGGAAGCACUAAUUUGCCCAUUGAAAACCUGAAGCCAAACACAAGAUAUUACUUUAAAGUCCAAGCGAAGAAUCCCCAUGGUUAUGGACCUUUAAGCUCAUCAAUCACCUACAUCACAGAAUCUGAUAAUCCUCUACUUAUUGUCAGACCACCCGGUGGUGAGCCAAUCUGGAUCCCAUUUUCUUUUAAAUAUGAUCCCACAUACUCUGAAUGCAGUGGCAAGCAGUAUGUGAAACGGACAUGGUACAGGAAAUUUGUUGGUGUGGUUCUUUGUAAUUCAUUGAGAUACAAGAUUUACCUCAGUGACGACCUAAGAGAUACAUUUUUCAGCAUCGGGGAUAGCUGGGGAAGAGGUGAAGAUCAUUGCCAGUUUGUGGAUUCUCACUUGGAUGGAAGAACAGGACCGCAGUCCUAUGUAGAAGCCCUGCCUCCUAUUCAAGGUUAUUAUCGCCAGUAUCGACAAGAGCCGGUAUCGUUUGGACGCAUUGGAUAUAUGACACCUUACUAUUAUGUGGGCUGGUAUGAGUGUGGUGUACCCAUUCCAGGGAAAUGGUAACUGUGCUGCGGUCUUCCUGCAGUUCUUCAGCACAGUACAUCCAGCAGUGCCUUUCGAUUGACUGUUAUUGGAGGACUCUGAGCAGUUGGCGUGGCGGAGAGAGGAAAACAAGAACACGGGAUGGAAGAAGAAACUAGCAAAGACUCACGAGACAUUGAUGAAACUCAAUACUGUAGAGAGUUUUGUCAUCCUAAGUCUCUGGUGCUGCUUGAUUGUUCUGCUUCAGAGCACAUACAGGAUUUCGUUUGGGCGUCCUGCCUUUUCUCCUUGCAUUUCAAAAGCAUGGAGAUGUAGCUGCAGUGGGUGCCAUCUGUGCUCAAUGAAACCUAAUAUAUUCGGCUAGCCACAGAAAAUUGGAAUUGUGAUAUAUCUUGCAAGGAACGACUUAAGCAUGCUGUGCUUGCAUUAUGGAAUGCUAACCACUUUUCACUGCUAUUAAUGGAAUUCUCUUGCCUUCCAAAGGCAAAGUCUUAUGCUUCAGAAUGUUGCUAUGCAGUCAUGUUGUGUUACUAAACACCCAUGAAAACCAAUCAAUGUUACUCAAGACUUCUCCUGUGGGUCUGCACAUUGCUGGAAGAAAUACCAGGUUCACUAUGUAAAUUCAACUUUUUAAAAAAAACAAAAAAGACCAACAACAACCAGUACUGUAUGCUUGCAGAAGUACUUCUUAGAACUUGAGGUUUUCUUGUUGAUUUUGAUAAAUACGUCUAUGGGAUGAUGUUUUAUGUAAAAGGUGCUAUUAAUUAACAAGUUUUCUAAAAAAAAAAUUCUGUGAAAAAUAUACUAUGCACAAUACAUUAACCAUGUAAAGAACCAGGCUUAUCUUCUUGUGAGUACUGUUGAACUGUAAUGAUGUUGAAGUUUGUAUAAAAUAGAAGAAUUCAGAA
Molecule: messenger RNA, 6236 nt
Organism: Elgaria multicarinata webbii
Lineage: Eukaryota; Metazoa; Chordata; Lepidosauria; Squamata; Anguidae
Gene: FNDC1
Product: fibronectin type III domain containing 1
Exons: 20
Coding region: 220-5349 (1709 amino acids)
Molecular function (GO): protein binding
Source: RefSeq, a predicted model, not a curated record